Messenger RNA from Strongylocentrotus purpuratus (purple sea urchin), 3147 nucleotides. RefSeq names its product E3 ubiquitin-protein ligase TRIM71-like. The record is from RefSeq and is a predicted model, not a curated record. The coding region runs from base 339 to 2228 and encodes 629 amino acids. The transcript is spliced from 2 exons. Gene Ontology annotation, cellular component: chromatin; nucleoplasm. Gene Ontology annotation, molecular function: ubiquitin-protein transferase activity; protein binding; zinc ion binding. Gene Ontology annotation, biological process: positive regulation of DNA-templated transcription. NCBI's taxonomy places the organism in Eukaryota, Metazoa, Echinodermata, Echinoidea, Camarodonta, Strongylocentrotidae.
UAUUGAUGUAUACACUUGAAUAGAGACUCACUAGUUUUGAUCAACGUUAUCCGCACCUCUUUCGACACAAUUGUAAUCAACGUGAGAAAUUAGUUAUAGAACUACAUGCAGUUAUAUAGGUCUCAAUUGUUACAUAGACUCAGGAUAUUGGUACAAUCAAAGAGAUAUCUCUUUGGUACAAUCUACUACGUCACUGCAAAUAGUUUGUGCUUGCAUGAACUGACUGUUGGCUUUAAAUACACAUUAGCUGAUCACACUUUUAAGCUGUAUUGGACAUUGGAUAUAUGCGUAGAAUGAGCUCGUUUUUGUAAUAAGCCAAAAAUCUUAUAUUUGCUCCAAUGGCUGAGAAGACCAAGAAAGAGAAAGCUCCAAGCUCUUCAGAGAACCUGACGUGUCCACUAUGUCUUGAUAUCUUCGACGAGGCAACCAUCCUGACUUCAUGCGGACACACCUUCUGUCGGAAAUGUCUCAAGAACUAUGACCUUUCCCACCAGGAUCUCGAUCACAUGCUCUGUCCUCUCUGCAGGAAGAUCACCAAGCUGUCAGCUAAUCGUGUCGAUGAUUUCCUCACCAAUGUGACUGUCAACGGACUUGUAGACAAUUACCACGCGCAGUGUGGAGGGAUGAACGCUGUCCUUGAGAUGCGUCCAAAAUGCACUGCUUGCAAGUUUCAGCAAGAUGCCGUCUCAUUCUGCUGUACAUGUAAUAACUACAUUUGUGAUAGGUGUCUGGAUUGUCAUCAAUUUCUUAAAGUCUAUGAAGAUCACGAGAUUGUAUCCAUACAGGAUAUCAACAACGGGAAGAUCAGUAUUGGUCAUCUAUCCGAGAAGUGCUGCAUCCACAGACAAGAGAACAAAGAUAUGUUUUGCGAGGAUUGUAAGGUCCAUGUCUGUCUCAAGUGUGUGAUCGUCGGUCAUCAAAAUCACAAGAUCAAGAAUCAGGCUGACUUCGAGCAGCAGUUACGGCUUAAGGUGAAUGACCUUGUCCAGCGAUGUGCCGCUAAGAAGACAGAACUGGAGAAGAACAUUCAGAAUGUGGAAGUACAACGCCAUGAAGUAUACGUUGCCGUGCAGAAACUACUGGACGAUGUCAGUCAAGCCUACAGCAUCAAGGCCAAAGAGCUUGAAGAAAGUCAUCGAAAUCUCAUAGAGCAAAUAAAUGCAUUAAAGCGGAGUUUCGAUGACAACCUCAAUGUCUUGAAAUUCAACAAUCGACAGAGGAUCAAGAGUAUUUGUAGUUCAAUAACACUGGUAGCUAAUGACAGACUGGGUCGUCUUGAGACAGACAAUCUGUCUGCUCAUACCUUGCUCUGUGAGGAGCUGGAUGCCAUGCUGAAGAAGGCUAGUGAUCACACUUCUGCGGCAGCCAUUACGAAGAAAGCACAGAAGAAGAGGUUCAAGCCUGCAGAUACUCGUCUUGACCUCGGGAGCAUCUCAGAAUCAGAUCCCAAGUUGCAAGUCAUUCAGUGUGUAGAUCUACGGGGAUGGAUGUGGGGAAUGACCCAGUACUCUGAUGAUAGUGUGGCUAUCGGAUAUGAUGGUACACAUGGUAUAGAUAUCAUUGAUUCAGCUGGUAAAAAGCACCAGUAUGCAAACAUACCAAGUAACAUGGAGUGUAAUGCUCUUGUGUUUCAACAAGAUAGGUCGUUAUGCGUAUCUUGGGGCAGUAAAGAAGCACACAUAUAUUCUCCCAAUGGAUCCAGGAAAUCAACUAUCCACGUGAAAGGCGAUCCCACUUUGUUCAGACUAAACAGAAGUCCAUCAGAUGAAAUCCUCAUCGCUAACAAUGAAAAGCAAGUCUACAUCUAUGACCCGACUGGAUCCACUCUCAAACACACUGUCCCAACAAAACACAAUGGGACGGGCCAGGUAUCUGCCACCAGGUCGGGUUUGAUCGUCACGAGUUCAUGUAACACCAAUCCAAGCGUGGUGACGGUCUAUGACAGGGAUGGGAAAGCUGGUAAGUCUCUACAAGCUCCAAGCGGUGUCUACUUGUAUGCCGCCGUGGAUGAGCAGGACAGGGUGUAUGUGGCGAGUGUUGAUCAAGAGAAUGGUAACGUGGUGAUCAGGCUCUAUGACCUUGAUGGUCUGAACCUGAAGGAAAGAGUUGAGUUCAAAGUACUUAAUCUGACGCUUGGUUUUCGUUUGUGUUACUUGGUUUCCCUCUCUCCAGACAUGCUCGCGUUUUCUUGUUACGAUAAGUUGUAUUUUAUCAAAGUAACACUGUAAUCCAUGUCACACUAUAUACCAUCAUUGUAUACCUCUUUCCUCCAGCUCCACUGUAAUAAGGGCCUAUCAAGUGUCAUAAUUAUAUUGUUUAUUAUGUGUUAACCAACCGAAUGAGAAGAUGCCUAUCCUCUCGAUAGAUGUUAAUUGCCUGAAUACCGUUGCCAAUAUCCUAUAUAAUCAUAACUUCCCUCUUUAGAAAUAGUAUGUAAAUUGUGUGAUCGUUUCUCCUAGAUAUUUACUGAAAGCCAGUAACAUGCUAACAUAAUAAACAACUUGAAAAUUGGUAAGAUAUUGAUUAACUUGUUAUUAGUGUCAUUGCCCUCAUGUUGUUAUUCUCAAAUAUUUGUUUUUAAUUUUCGUGCUUAUAUUUCUUGACUAUUGUGGUGAUUAAAAUGAUGAAAUAGUUAAAAAUGACACUAAAUAGGACCUCAAUGUAAAUAAGCUUUUCAGCUUUCACGGGUUAUCCCGUCAAGUUAUCAAUUUAUUAUUAUCACGUUGACAUUUUUAAAUAUCAUUUUACUCUUCGUAUAAAUGUUACAUUGAACCUGCAUGUUAAAUACAUCAAAUCAAAUUGCUAUGUUCCCUGAAAAAAUUCCUACGUAUUCAAUUUGCAACCUGUCUAAGAUCCAUUAAAUUGAAAGCUCUGGGAAGUGAUAAUGUGACGGAUAAGUUGGUUAUGAUGUAGAGAAGAACAUUGUGGUUUGGAAAAAAAAUAGGCCUAGGUUAACAGUCGGAAGUUUUGUUCCUUGACUAAACAUCUUAAUUGGGCAAAAAGAAUUUCCAUUUUCGGUUUAACUUAAUGAAAUUUGGAGUGGACUUUAAAAGAUUAUUAUUAUUAUUAUUAUUAUUAUUUAAACGUUUACUGCAUUUCUGUUAUAAUUGGCAAUGCAACUUUGCAUAUUUUAUGUGAAUUCGGCAG